AUGUCCGACAGCACGUUGGCGAAAGUGCUUUGGAUCAACCUUGAUCGGCGCACGGACCGGGCGGCGAACCACGAAGGAUCGCUGGAGGAUGCCGGCCUGGAGGACUUCGGGGAGCGGUUCUCGGCGGUGGAGGGCCGCGACGUGGACUUCGACACGGUGCCCUUGUCCAUCCUCACCGCGGAGGGACGAAGACAGGCAUCUGACCCUCCCACCUUUGUCUUGGGCCGCGUGUUGACACCUGGUGCCAUUGGGCUUUGGCUCAGCUGGUACGAAGUUCUCUGCCGCAUCAUUGAAGAGGCGGAGGCCAAUGAGUGCUACCUGGUUGUCGAAGAUGACGCGGAGUAUGCCGAAGGAGCUGGCCCAGCUCUGUUCAGGCUUCUGGAAGCACUGGACACGUACGAUCCCCUGUGGCACGCCUGCGCUGUGGGCUUCAUCCGCUCGAAAUCUCGAUCUCAAGAGCUUCACUGGGGCAUCACCCGCCCCGCCUAUGCCACGGAGAUCGAGGAAGUUCUGAGACAGCCCAUCAAGCUCUGCGGAGCGACUGCAGUGCUGGUGCAUGGCCCCGAGGGGGCCACAGAGAUGCUUCAGAACUUGUUCCCCAUCGACGUGGACCAGCAGUUUGAUCUCAAGAUCACAAUGGCGGUGCACCACCCCCAGAGUACGCUCCGGUACUACUGCUCCGCUGCACCUUUGGCGACCGCCCCUUUGUCCGAAGCCGGCGACACGGACAUUCAGAGGAUUCCUCCAGAUCAACUUGCGCAACUCCAAGAGGAGGCGCUCAAACGCCACAGGAUGGGGGACAUGCUGCCGCGUGCGCCAGGCCCCGAGCACCCUGCAGAGCAAGGCCCACCGCAAGUCAACAGCUACACGGAGCCGGACACGAGCCGAGGCCCACCGCAAGUCAACAGCUACACGGAGCCGGACAAGAGCCGAGGCGCCCAGAAUUCCAAGGACCCAGGCCCACAAGUCAACAGCUACACGGAGCCGGACAAGAGCCGAGGCGCCCAGAAUUCCAAGGACCCAGGCCCACAAGUCAACAGCUACACGGAGCCGGACAAGAGCCGAGGCGCCCAGAAUUCCAAGGACCCAGGCCCACCGCAAGUCAACAGCUACACGGAGCCGGACAAGAGCCGAGGCGCCCAGAAUUCCAAGGACCCAGGCCCACCGCAAGUCAACAGCUACACGGAGCCGGACACGAGCCGAGGCGCCAGGAAUUGCAAGGACCCAGGCCCACCUGACCGGGCCUUGGAUGCUGGCCCUUCGCCCGGAAGCUGGAAGGAGCAUGCAGCCUAUGCAGGCUGCCUCCGCGGCGGAAGCUACGCAGAGUGCGGGAGGGUUCGGCUCUCUUGGCCCAGACGGAGGACGCAGCUGACGGCAUCCCAAGCGAAUAAGCGCUUGCCGCCCAGCCCAGAAGAGGAGGAGCUGGAGCAGCUCAGGUCCUUGGACAAGGGUGUGCCAGAGCUGCGACGGCUGCACGGGGAGGCCAUGGAGGCACAAAGGAGCGGGUCUGUGGACGCGAUCCAGGACUUGCAAGCUCAGCUACAAGAGGCAGUGGAAGCACGAGAUGAGAUUCUACGAGCGGCGCGCCCCUACGAGCCAGUACCUUGUCCUGAGACCCGCAAGCACGUGCUCCUGCGCCAGGUUCCGAAUGGAGACUCAGAAUCGAGGGCGAGAGCGCGAUUCCCCGCAGGCAAAAGGCGUGUCUUGAUCAUGGGUUUGUACCAUUCCUGCACCAACGCCUUGGCGAAGGAGUUGGAGCGGCGUUUCGACGUGGAGAUUCUAAAUGAUUGGCACACCAACAAGGCGCACCCCGACUGGAAGCACCGAGCGAACCGCCGCUCGCCGCCCGGGCUGGCGGAAGACGUCUUCUGCAUCCUGCUGGUGAAAGAGCCCCACUUCUGGCUGCAGAGCUGCAGCCGCGAGCUCCGGAACUUCUUUGAGAUCCGGCCGCUGGGCCAACACCGCCGAGAACUGCCGGCGCAGGAGCUGUGGCAGCUGCUGGGCCAGAUCGAGCACGACUCCUUGAUCUACGAGAACGCCAUGGACCUCUGGAAUGACACGGUGCGCAGCUACAUGGACGAUGAGGUGUACCCGAGUGACCAGGCAGUGAUCCUUCGCUCUGAGGACUUCCUUUUCAGCUUUCAUGAGGUGAUGACGACGCUGGGCAAGCUGGGAGCAUUGAAGGAGAAGAGCGGCUGCCUGGAGCCGCUGGAAGAGCGUGCCAAAGGUCACAAGGAGUGUCGGACCCGGGCCGAGGCUUUGCAGUUCUAUCGCCACCCGGAGAACCAGAAGGCAGCCUUCACCAGCGACCAGCUGGCCUUGGUAAGCUUCGUUCUCGACCAAAAGGCCUCCAAGUGCUCGGAUGCGGUUACGGGCAAUGCAAGUAAACUGGUUCUCAUGUGGCCUUACGUCAGCUGGACUACUGUGGCGCAGAUGCUGUCCGACGCUGGGGCGCAGCUGCACAUGUUUCACCUCUUCUUCGCGCUUGGUGCGGUCGCCAUCGCCAAGCGCCUGGAGCGGGCGGUGCCUUACGACGACGGCCGGGUGAGGCUGAGGAGCUUCGAUGAGGAUGAGCUGCAGCGAUUGCAGGAUGGGGAGGAACUGGAGAUGGUGAAGGUGAAGAGCAGUUUUCUGGAGGAGGAGGUCGGCGAGGUGGUGUUGCCGUCAGCAUGGCGGGGUCGCUUGCAAGUGGUGAGGCGGAUCGGCUCGGGGUCCUUCGGUGAAGUGUACCAGUGCAACGUGACCUGCAGCCCCUACGGCGGUGACGUGUCGAUGAAGUUGGUGAAGGACCCGCUGCCCAGGGACAGACGGGAGGCGGAGAUCUUGCAGCUGAUGUUUGGGGUGACUGACUACGUCAUCUCCUCGACCGGCUCGCCGGAUACGGUGAAGGAUGAAUCUGGGCUGUGGACCGUGAUGCCUUUUAUGAACUCAGGGGAGCUGCACGACUUUGAAGUCACCUGCCGAAGUUCCGUGCUGUGCGCGGAUCAGAACCACCAGCUGCUGCAGUGGGAGAAGCUGGGGAAGCCCUACAGCCAAGUCUAUAUUUGGGCCCUGAUGUUCCAGGUCAUGCAGGGGGUGCAGGCCUUGCAUAACCACGGCAUCACCCAUAUGGACCUCAAGCCGCAGAACAUCAUGAUCAAUUGCAACGGGCCGAAAUGCUUCGCCACGGUGAUCGACCUUGGCCUGGCGUGCUACCGCAACACGCUCCACAGAUAUCAAAAGUGCAGCUGGGGGGGGACGCCUGGGUUCAUUGCUCCCGAGGUGUGGUCGAGGACGAUGAUUGGGGCUGGGGCCAACGACGUGUUCUCACUGGGCGUGAUUCUGUACCGCCUGACCUACUUCAAAAUGCCACCCUUCCGGGGGGAUAGGAGUGGGCGCCUGACCGGAACCUACAGCCCAGAGAAGGACCCUCUCCUGCAGGGCGGGAUUGGCCAGCUGAUCGCGGCGAUGCUGAAGCAAGACGCUGUGGUUAGCCGCAUCCGCCUCGACCCAGCGCUGGAGGCGCUGGACAGACUCAUCAGGGCUGAGACGCAAGAUCUGGAGAUCUUGGAGAUGAUCAGUCAGAGCCCGGCGGAGCGGGGGGUGCAAGCGCCGCUCGCUGACUGCCUUUUCGAUGACGCCUCCUUCAGCGGCAUUGACAUAGGCGACGAGUCCUUCUCUAGGAAGUACUGCGUAAAUAGGCCGGUGGAGGCCAAUGGCUGGCUGUCCUGCGGCAUUUGCAUCGGCUGCAACCCCUGCUGCAAGUGUCAGGUGCUGCGCCAUGGGAGGCUGGUGAAGCACCACUUCCACAUGAGCCAGUGCCAGUGA
Molecule: messenger RNA, 3807 nt
Organism: Effrenium voratum
Lineage: Eukaryota; Dinophyceae; Suessiales; Symbiodiniaceae
Source: the annotation of a GenBank genome assembly